Molecule: messenger RNA, 2369 nt
Organism: Arvicola amphibius (Eurasian water vole)
Lineage: Eukaryota; Metazoa; Chordata; Mammalia; Rodentia; Cricetidae
Product: pleckstrin homology domain-containing family A member 1-like
Exons: 2
Cellular component (GO): cytoplasm; membrane
Molecular function (GO): PDZ domain binding
Source: RefSeq, a predicted model, not a curated record
UCCGGGCGGAGGCCGCGUGUAAUGUUCAAGCCCAGAAAUGCCUUAUGUGGAUCGGCAGAAUCGCAUUUGUGGUUUUCUAGACAUUGAAGAAAAUGAGAACAGUGGGAAAUUUCUUCGACGGUAUUUCAUCCUGGAUACCAGAGAGGACAGCUUCGUAUGGUACAUGGAUAAUCCACAGAACUUGCCUUCGGGAUCAUUACGGGUUGGAGACAUUAAACUUACCUACAUUUCAAAGGUUAGUGAUGCAACCAAGUUAAGGCCAAAGGCAGAGUUCUGUUUUGUUAUGAAUGCAGGGAUGAGAAAAUACUUCCUACAAGCCAAUGAUCAGCAAGACUUAGUGGAGUGGGUAAAUGUCUUGAACAAAGCUAUAAAAAUUACAGUACCAAAGCAAUCAGACUCACAGCCGGCUUCUGACAGCCUGAGUCGCCAAGGUGACUGUGGCAAGAAGCAAGUGUCUUACAGAACUGAUAUUGUUGGUGGUGUUCCCAUCAUCACUACAACACAGAAAGAAGAAGUAAAUGAAUGUGGUGAAAUUAUUGACAGAAACAAUUUGAAACGGUCCCAAAGCCAUCUUCCUUACUUUGCUCCUAAGCCACCUCCAGACAGUGCAGUUAUCAAAGCUGGAUAUUGUGUGAAGCAAGGAGCAGUGAUGAAGAACUGGAAAAGAAGAUAUUUUCAAUUGGAUGAAAACACAAUAGGCUACUUCAAAUCUGAACUGGAAAAGGAACCUCUGCGGGUAAUACCACUUAAAGAAGUUCAUAAAGUCCAAGAGUGUAAGCAAAGUGACAUAAUGAUGAGGGACAACCUGUUUGAAAUUGUAACGACGUCUCGAACUUUUUAGGUGCAGGCUGAUAGCCCUGAAGAAAUGCACAGUUGGAUUAAAGCAGUCUCUGGCGCCAUCGUAGCACAGCGGGGACCUGGCAGAUCAGCAUCUUCUGAGCAUUCCGGCUGCCCUUCAGAAUCCAAAUACACUGUCCGUCCUGCCGGGGCAGCAGCAGCCACCUCACAUUCCGCAGCCUCUCGCAGCCACUCUCUGGUCUCAAGCUAUACCAUGGAGAAGCGAGGAUUUUACGAAUCUCUUGCCAAGAUCAAGCCAGGGAACUUCAAGGUCCAGACUGUCUCUGCAAGAGAAUCAGCUUCCAAAGUGACUGAACAAGCUCUGCUUAGACCUCAGAAUAAAAAUGGCCCUCAGGGAAAAGAUGGUGAGCCAGUGGACUUAGAUGAUGCCAGCCUGCCAGUCAGUGAUGUGUAAGGCUGCCUGCCCCACUCAUCCCUCAGUGUCCUUUCGUGAGGAUUCUAGCCAAAGAUGAUAGAGGAUGAAUGGUUUCAGUGCAUAUAUUAUAUUGUGUCUUGGGUGUACUCUAUAAACUGGCAAACCAAGAAUCUAGGGAGUGGCCAAGUUAAUGUAAUUUCUUUAAGAAAGGAAGGAAAAAAGCCGUGUCCGUAUCAACUGUUUGAAGCUUUAUGUGUUUGGGUGGUAAAAAUGUGUGUGUGACUUUUUUUUCUAGUGACUUUGAAAUUUUAAAUAACAACUUAAAACAUUAAAAUUUCUUAUUAUUUGGUCAUUUAAAAAUGCUAAUAUGACUCCCUAUGAAAUACUCAAUAUUUACACAUUCUUAUCAGUUAACAUUAUCAAACAGAACAUUGCCAGACAAAAAUUCUUAAACUCAUGAUGUUUGUGGUGCUGCAAAAUUUAUAUUGCAAUGUGGAUUAUAUAGAAAUUCUAACCAUUUUUGAUAUCAGGUGAGUGGUAAAUUUUGCAUAGAAGAUUUGAUUAGACUGUUGGUGCAGGAAGGGGUUGAACAGGGGUGGAGCAGCAAAGGUGAGGGAUUAGAGUUAAGCUAUAGCUAAGGUUUUUUCUUUUUGGUGAGGACUUUUUUUUGAGACAGGAUUUCUUUGUAGCCAUGUCUGUCCUGGAACUUGUGGUGAUCCUCCUGCCUUUGCUGCCUCCCAAAUUAUAGGCAUGUGUUACACAGUGUGAUACUUGUAGAAUUUGCACCUAUCAGUAUUUUAUUUCAGUAAAAAUUAUUUGGUCAUAAAUUUUGGGAAGAUAUGAUUUUUUUUUUCAAGACAGUUUCUUUAUGUAGUCCUUGCUGUUCUGGAACUUGUUCUGUAGACCAGGCUGGCCUAAAACUCACAGAGAUCCUCCUGAGUGCUGGGAUUAAAGGCAUGUACCACCAACGUCCAGCUGAUUUUUUUUUUUUUUUUGUAAAUAGAUCUUAUUUUUGAGUUUGGAUUAGUGAAAGACCUCUUGGUUCAUAUGUGAAGUCAUAACUGCCCUUAGUCAUGAAAUUGUUGUGGCCUCUACUUUUUCAUCAUCAAUAACCUAUAUUCAAGUGCCUGUGUCUUCUCAUCUCAUUUAGGAUGUG